Molecule: messenger RNA, 1280 nt
Organism: Salpingoeca rosetta
Lineage: Eukaryota; Choanoflagellata; Craspedida; Salpingoecidae
Product: ubiquitin-conjugating enzyme E2 D4
Exons: 4
Coding region: 667-1110 (147 amino acids)
Source: RefSeq, a predicted model, not a curated record
ACACACACACACACACACACACACACACACUUCUUUGCUGAGUCAGAGCCGAUUGUGUCCUUUGAAAGUUUGAAGUUGUGACCCAACCCUUGAUGCCUAUUUUUGUACAGCGCAAACGUUUCGCGUGUGUCACAACCGCCAUUCCAUCACACUGUCGUUUUGCAUGUGCCCACUUCUUCUUCUCGGCCUUGCUUGACCUUUUAUGGUCGUUGUUGGCGCAUUGACACAUCGCUGUGGUUGGUGGCAUGGUUACUGCUGCCGUCCAUGCGUCUUGCUAGCGGUGUGCUGCGCCGUUAUCCAAAAAUAGAAGCGCGUAACUGACAGUGACAUCGAGCCAAGCGGCAGAAGGUUCGGCGCACAUAAUACAGAACCUGAGGCGUCAAGUCGCAACGGGUGAUCGUCUAAACAUAGCUCAGGCUCAGACCCACAACAACAGAACAACAACCACAGCAAACGGGAACCAAAAUACUUUUCAGAUUGUGCUGCAGCAGUUGCCAUUUCCCCAGCCUUCCCUCUCCAGCUCUCCAGCUCUCCAGCUCUCCAGCUCAAGCCCAGUGCUCCACUGCCUCAGUAUCAGUGCCUUGCCCUUGCCUUCCCGCACCACAACACUCGACUUCCAGCUUCCCCUCCCCCCAGGCUCACACAUACACGAACCAAAGAACAGACAUGGCCCUGAAACGGCUGCUGAAGGAAGAAAAAGACCUUGCCCGGAGCCCCCUUGACACGUGUUCUGCCAGCCCUGUGGAUGGAGACUACUUCCACUGGUCUGGCGUCAUCCUCGGCCCAAAGGACAGCCCAUAUGAAGGCGGCUGCUUCUUCGUCGACUUUUCUUUCCCGCCAGAUUACCCAUUCAAGCCCCCAAAGGUUUGGUUCCGCACAAAGGUGUAUCAUCCGAACAUUGCAGAGGAUGGGCGAAUCUGCCUGGACAUCCUCAAGUCCGCAUACACACCCGCCCUCACCGUCGGCAAGUUGCUGCUCAGCAUCCAGUCUUUGUUGACGGAUCCCAAUGCCAACGAUCCUCUUCGCCCAGACGUCGGCAAGCAGUACCUCCACCAUCGCGACAAGUUCACGAAGACAGCCCAGGAGUGGACUGUGAAAUACGCCGUGUGAGCGAGCGCGAGCGCCGCAUACGGCUUGUCAAAUGGCGCACGGCAGGGCGCGAACAACGCGCACUCGUUGCAUCUUCGUGCUCAACCCCUUCUACACACUUGUCUCCUCCUGCCACCUCCGGUCCAAGCACUCUCGCCACAACUCAAUACACACGCCAACACACCACAGUG